AUGUCCGUAAACCAGGUUCCCUUGACAAAAGUCCUCAUCUCAGGGGGAACUGGCUUUGUGGGCGCAGCCACCGUCCGAGCACUGGCAGAGGCCCAUCCAGAAUGUGCCAUCACCAUUAUAGACCUGCAGCCCCCUGGCCCCACGCAUGUAGUGCCGGGUGGAAUCACCUUCUUACAGGUCGAUGUCACCAACUUAAAUGAAGUCCGCAGAGCCUUUGAGCAGGCCAAACCGGACCUCGUCAUCCACACAGCAGGCAUCAUCCCGCCGCUCAGCGAACGCUUCGGAAGAAGACUGGAAAAACAUGCUUGGAGGGUUAAUGUCCAAGGGACAAGGAAUAUGCUGGAUGCGGCCAAAGAGGCCAACGCAGAGGGUUUCAUCUACACUAGCAGCUGCUGCGUGGUGGUUGAUUGCUUGGGUUUCCCAUACCACAACAUCGACGAGCGAUGGCCCAUCCCCGCUUCCUCCCUCAUCUACGAAGCAAUGGUUCUCCAGGAAUCGAGCGGCACGAUGGCCACCUGUUCGCUCCGUCCAUCCGUCCUGUGCGGGCCUGGUGACCAUCAGUUGCUGCCUCCGAUCCAUGCAUGCAUCGCCAAGUACGAGACCCCUUUUGUCAUUGGAAAUGGCUCCAAUCUAUGGGACGUGACGUAUGUCACCAAUGUCGCGGACGCCCAUGUCCUGGCAGCCCAGAACCUGAUGUCGUCGAAAACCGCCGCCGGUGAGGCUUUCUUCAUCCAGAACAACGAGCCCAUCACCUUUCGGGACUUCUGCCUGGCGAUAUGGGCUCACUUUGGGCACACGCCGCCCUUUGAGGUCCACAUCCCCAUGUUCCUGCUGUACCUGGUUGGUUGGCUGUGUGAAUGGCUGACCUGGUUGUUUGGCACGUCGACGACUCUGAGCCGCGGCAGUGUCCGCGAUGCAUGCUCGAUCCGGUACGCCAGCGGGGAAAAGGCGAGACGGAUACUAGGCUACCAGGCUCGUGUUGGAAUCGACGAAGGCAUUCGGCUGAGCUGUGAGGAUUAUGCCCGUCGCAUGGGAGUUGAGCUCCCACCGAAGGCAACACGCCCGAAAGAGGAAUGAUACUGGAAUGACCAAGGUUGCUGAGAUCCCGUCAUGCCCCGAUAUUGUCGUUCGUCCGUCUUAGGAAUGGGUUACACUGCCACGGCAUCAUGAACGGUCUUGUGCUCAUGUCGAUGACGGAUCAAUCUCAGCGUCGAAUCCGCUGUCCGCUGUCCCAUCGUUGCACUGCCCAUUGGGCUGAAACAACUUACGCCAUAUCCUUUGUCCUAUGUUACACUGGUUCAGCUACGACUGCGUUUCCUUAUCCAGGCGCCCAUCACGGGAUUAUCAGGUAACAAUAUCACUGAUAUGGGAUGUCCAAGUUCCGACAUUCUCGCUAUACAGAUCUGUACUCUGGAGUGGAUCAGUGGUGACUAAGUAAAUGUUUUAAGUUUUAUUUAUUUAUUUUUAUCCCGCUUCUAGUGCUCUCUCUGUUCCGUUCUUUCCG
This is a messenger RNA of Aspergillus campestris IBT 28561, 1504 nucleotides long. Its product is annotated as NAD(P)-binding protein. The transcript is spliced from 3 exons. Lineage: Eukaryota; Fungi; Ascomycota; Eurotiomycetes; Eurotiales; Aspergillaceae. The record is from RefSeq and is a predicted model, not a curated record. Gene Ontology annotation, biological process: steroid biosynthetic process. The coding region runs from base 1 to 1077 and encodes 358 amino acids. Gene Ontology annotation, molecular function: 3-beta-hydroxy-Delta5-steroid dehydrogenase (NAD+) activity.